AUGAAAUAGGGAAGCACUUCACACUCAAGAGUGAGAGACGUUAUAGUUUUUUUAAAAACACUCAUUGCUUAUUCACCCCAUUCCCGCCCAAGCCCCUCCAAAAAAGAACAAAUGAGUCUCAAUUCUUAUCAUCUUCAUCAUCAUCACUAUCGCAUGGCUUCCUUUUCACCCUUUCUUCUUCUUCUUCUCCUCCUCCUCUUCUUUCCCAAUCUCUCCCUUUCUUUUCCGGCCAAAAACGACACCGUUUUGCUCAUCAACUUCCGCCUCCAGACCGACACGCAUGGCAAUCUCCUCUCCAACUGGACAGGCCCCGACGCCUGCGCCGCCGGUUGGACCGGCGUUCGCUGCUCCCCGACCGGCCGGGUCGUCGCUCUCUCUCUUCCUUCGCUCAACCUCCGUGGACCGCUCGACCUUCUCUCCUCUCUCGAGCAGCUCAGGCUCUUGGACCUCCACGGCAACCGCCUCAACGGCACCGUUUCGCCGCUUUCCAACUGCGUCAACCUCAAGCUCGUUUACCUAGCCGGAAACGACCUCUCCGGCGAGAUUCCUCCGGAGAUUUCCUCCCUCCGCCGCCUACUCCGCCUCGACCUCUCCGACAACAACAUCCGCGGUUCAAUUCCGACGGAAAUCGAGAAAUUACACAGACUCCUCACGCUUCGCCUCCAGGACAACAUGCUUUCCGGCAAAAUUCCCGACUUUUCCGAGAAACUCCCCAAUUUGAAGGAGCUGAACUUGACGAACAACGAGCUGUACGGGAAAUUGCCGGAUCCGAUGCUGAGGAGAUUCGGAGAGGAGAGCUUCUACGGAAACGAAGGCCUCUGCGGUUCGAGUCCGUUGCCGGUCUGUUCCUUCACCGGAACGACGCCGUCCGAUCAGACCGUCCCGUCAAAUCCUAGCUCAUUGCCGCAAACAGUACCGAACGGCGAGGAAUCGAAGAAGCAUUCGCGGAGAUCGGGAGGAUUGAGCGCCGGCGCGAUCGUCGCGAUCGUGAUCGCGAAUUGCGUGGCUAUGUUGGUGAUCGUCUCGUUCGUGGUCGCGCACUACUGCGCAAGAUCGGAGCGAGGAUCGAAUUCGUCCAUGGCCGGAAGCGAGGCUGGAAAAAGGAGAAGCAGCUACGGAAGCGAUAAGAAGGUUUACGCCAACGGCGGAGGCGGCGGAGACAGCGACGGGACGACGGGGACGGAUCGGAGCAGGCUGGUGUUCUUCGACAGGAAGAAGCAGUUCGAGCUAGAGGAUUUGCUGAGGGCGUCGGCGGAGAUGCUGGGAAAGGGGAGCUUAGGGACGGUGUACAGGGCGGUGCUCGACGACGGCUGCACGGUGGCGGUGAAGAGGUUGAAGGACGCGAAUCCAUGCGCGAGGAAGGAGUUCGAGCAGUACAUGGAUGUGAUUGGGAAGAUGAAGCAUCCGAAUGUUGUGAAGCUCAGAGCUUACUACUAUGCCAAGGAGGAGAAGCUUCUCGUCUAUGAUUAUCUCGCCAAUGGAAGCUUGCACCAUCUUCUUCAUGGGAACCGGGGUCCGGGGAGAAUUCCACUGGAUUGGACUACAAGGAUCAGCUUGGUGUUAGGAGCAGCUCGCGGGCUUGCUCGGAUUCAUGAGGAGUAUGGCGAGGCCAAAAUACCACAUGGGAAUGUGAAAGCUUCCAAUGUUCUACUUGACAAGAAUGGCGUGGCUUGUAUCUCCGAUUUCGGGUUGUCUCUGCUUCUCAACCCUGUUCAUGCCAUAGCGAGAUUGGGAGGUUACAGAGCUCCUGAACAGUCAGAAGUAAAGAGGCUCUCUCAAAAGGCUGAUGUCUACAGCUUUGGAGUCUUAUUAUUGGAAGUUCUCACAGGUAGAGCUCCCUCGCAGUACCCUUCGCCGACUAGGCCUAAAUUUGAGGAGGAAGAGGAGACGGUGGACCUUCCCAAGUGGGUCAGGUCUGUGGUGAAGGAAGAGUGGACAGGGGAAGUGUUUGAUCAAGAGCUUUUGAGGUACAAGAACAUUGAGGAAGAGCUCGUUUCGAUGCUUCAUGUGGGGUUGGCUUGUGUUGUGCCACAACCAGAGAAGAGGCCUACAAUGGCUGAAGUUGCUAAGAUGAUUGAGGAAAUAAGGGUUGAGCAAUCUCCACUUGGAGAAGACUACGAUGAGUCGAGAAAUUCACUUUCGCCUUCUGUAGCCACCACCGAAGAUGGGCUGCCUUGAGAUCGAGAUUGUCCAACGUUAUUUGCCUGCGAUGUUCCAUGGUUGUUUCUAUGUCAUCGUCAUUUUUUUUUUCAUUUGCAUUAUCUCGCUGCUAAUUGCUGCUGCUGCUGCAGGCUCUCUCUACUCGGAUUCUAUGGUUGUCUAGCUAUGGUCUGUAAUAACUGUAAUUUUAUGGUUUUCUUGUUGUUGAAAGGUGUGAGAUCAAUGAUCUCAGUACUGAUCAACAAAGAAGACAGUUCUUUUUCUUUUUCUUUUUUUUUUUUAAAUUUAAUUAGCUUUCCUGUUAUGUAAUGUAGCUUUGUUCAGUUGUAUUUGUUUAUUACUCAUAUUCAAAGUAAAGA
This is a messenger RNA of Morus notabilis, 2519 nucleotides long. RefSeq names its product leucine-rich repeat receptor-like protein kinase PXC1. The record is from RefSeq and is a predicted model, not a curated record. Bases 112 to 2178 code for a protein of 688 amino acids. Lineage: Eukaryota; Viridiplantae; Streptophyta; Magnoliopsida; Rosales; Moraceae. Gene Ontology annotation, molecular function: protein kinase activity; ATP binding; protein binding. Gene Ontology annotation, biological process: protein phosphorylation. The transcript has 2 exons.